Messenger RNA from Solanum pennellii, 547 nucleotides. Its product is annotated as SNF2 domain-containing protein CLASSY 3-like. The transcript has a single exon. Gene Ontology annotation, biological process: gene silencing by siRNA-directed DNA methylation. The coding region runs from base 23 to 547 and encodes 174 amino acids. Lineage: Eukaryota; Viridiplantae; Streptophyta; Magnoliopsida; Solanales; Solanaceae. The record is from RefSeq and is a predicted model, not a curated record.
GUUCUAGAAUAACAUCAAAGAAAUGUACAACACUUUCUGUGUAGUUAGUCCAAAGUUUGCUGCUGAUUUGGAGCAGAAAUGGGCUUCUCUUAGCAGUUCAAUUGACAAGAAUGCCCGAGCGUUGGAAGAGCUUAGGGAUAUUCUUUCACCCCUUGUCCAUAAAUGUAGCGAAAAUGUAAGGAAGGUAAGCCUUCCAGGUAUACGGGAUACAGUAAUACAUUUGAAACCCACAGAGUUGCAGAAGGAGUUACUUAAAAGAGUUCCAGAGAAUUCGGGAUCCUUUUAUGAACAAAAUCUGAUGUCUCUGAUCUCUGUUCAUCCUUCAUUAGUGGCAAAUAGGAAGGAGUUCUCUGACUUAGAAAGUCAGCUCAAGGAAAGAAGAUGUCGGUUGGAUCCUGAUAUUGGGGUAAAAAUGAAAUUUGUUAUUGAACUGAUCAGACUAUGUGGUGGGUGGAAGGAGAGGGUCAUAAUAUUUAGCCAGUUACUUGAUCCUCUAAACCUGAUCAAGGAGACGCUCAAUUCUCUCUUUAGCUGGACUUUAGGCUGA